AUGAAGUACUUAGUGAUCCUCGCUUGCAUCGCCUUGGCAUCCGCCAGCUCCGUCAAAACCAAGGACGAGAAAAAAUCCGAAAGUUCCGAAGUGACCACCCAAGCACCUCCACAAGGAUGGCUGAACCCAUGGUUCUACUCCGGCCCUGAAGGCAGAUACAUCCAAAAACCAUUCUUCCAAUCCUGGGUACCACCUUACCCAUUCUGGGCUGCCUACCCACAAGCUCAACCCGUCUACCCACAAGCUCAAGCCGCCUACUACCAACAACAGCCCCAAUUCAACCCAUACGUGCAGUACCAAGGAUACCCAGUUUUCGCUCAACAAGGUUUGGAAGGUCAACAGCCCGCACAAAACCCUUGGCUCAUCAAGAACUUCUGGGCUAACCAACCAUGGGCCCAACAGCAAGAGAAUGUCCAGGAACCAGCUGCCCAACAAAAUGUUCCUUUCUGGUACAAACCAUGGGGAUGGAACCCAAACCCUAACAUUGCCUAA
Molecule: messenger RNA, 492 nt
Organism: Anthonomus grandis grandis
Lineage: Eukaryota; Metazoa; Arthropoda; Insecta; Coleoptera; Curculionidae
Exons: 1
Coding region: 1-492 (163 amino acids)
Source: RefSeq, a predicted model, not a curated record